AUGUCGCGAACAGCAACGUCAAUUGAACUUGUGGACUACCAUGAGACAACAAUCCCAGCCCUCGCAGCCAAACCACUUGGUGCUGCAAAGAUCAAAGAAACGCCGUCUAUCGCUGAUGAUCUACGACCUAUCCGUGAAUCCCCUGAAACCUUCGCUGCCGAACAGCGGGAUGGCCCAGGCAAAGGAACAACAGCCAUCGUGUUGGUAACGGUCGUCUGUGUUACACUGGUCAGCUCCAUGCUUUCUGGUGUUAUGACUGUUACUCUACCCACAGUUGCACGUGAACUGGAGCUGGCACCCAGUUGUCUCUUGCAGUCUGCGUUUACACUAGCAUGUGGAUUGGCACAGACAGGGACACAGCUCAUUGUAUUUCGCGCCUUUGCAGGCAUCGCGAUUUCCUUCUGCCUUCCCUCAGCCGUCAGUAUCAUCACGAGUACUUUCCCUGAAGGCAAGAGCAGAAACAUUGCAUUUGCGUCCAUGGGCGGUGGUCAGCCCAUAGGCUUUUCUUUUGGACUUGUACUUGGAGGUAUCUUCGCUGAUACCAUCGGAUGGCGAUGGGGUUUCCACAUCAGUGCCAUCGCCAACACCAUUGUCUUCGUCCUUGGCUUGUUUGGUUUGCCAAAAGUCGACAACAAGCUGCCGCAUGUCUGGUCCCGCCUGAAGAGCGACAUAGACUGGAUUCAGGAGCCUACCACGCUUGGUCUGCUGAUCACUGCAAUCGCUCUCAUUCCUGCUUUCAUUUUCUGGGUCGGCCGCCAGGAGCGACUGGGCCGGCCCGCCAUCAUCCCCAAUUCGCUUUGGCGCAACCGAAUCUUCAGCAUCAUCUGUAUCGGUGUUUUCAUCACGUGGGGGACUUUCAAUGCUGUGGAAUCAUAUCACACUCUCUUCUUUCAGAACGUCCAAAAGCUAUCCGCGAUCCAGACGUCGAUCCGGUUCCUGCCCGGACCUGUAGCUGGAGCUCUCGCCAAUGUCGCAAUGGGCCUGAUCGCGCACCGGGUGCGCGCUGACUGGGCGGUAGCCGUGGGGCUGUUCUGUACCACUCUUGGCGGACUGCUUAUGUGCAUCAUACAGCCGGAGUGGUCUUACUGGAGCUGUGCCUUCCUUUCUGUCUUCUUCAAUCCCAUUGGCGCGGACGCUCUAUUCACGGUUUCUAAUCUGGUCAUUACAUCAGUGUUUCCAGCCCGGACGCAGGGCCUUGCGGGCGGAGUCUUCAACACAGUAGCGCAGAUUGGGAAAAGCGUAGGCCUAGCGACCAGUGCUGUCAUUGCGUCUAGUGUUACCGAGCACUCGGUCUACGUUGAGAAAGAGAGCCCUGCAGCGCUCAUGGAGGGGUUCCGGGCGGCGUUCUGGUAUCUGUUCGCGUUGAGCUGUGCCACGGGGCUGUUGUUGGGAUGGGGGCUGAGGGGAAUUGGGCGGGUGGGGAUGAAGAGGGAGUAAACAUGAUGCAGAGGACAGAGUAGGGAGAUGGUAGCUGAGUUGUAGUAAUUGAAGUUGAAGUUCCCCUGCCAAGUGUUGCACUGCACCGGACGGUGGUGGUG
This is a messenger RNA of Alternaria alternata, 1538 nucleotides long. RefSeq names its product MFS general substrate transporter. Gene Ontology annotation, cellular component: membrane. Bases 1 to 1437 code for a protein of 478 amino acids. The transcript has 3 exons. Gene Ontology annotation, biological process: transmembrane transport. Lineage: Eukaryota; Fungi; Ascomycota; Dothideomycetes; Pleosporales; Pleosporaceae. Gene Ontology annotation, molecular function: transmembrane transporter activity. The record is from RefSeq and is a predicted model, not a curated record.